This is a messenger RNA of Pungitius pungitius (ninespine stickleback), 7314 nucleotides long. It is a transcript of the gene obsl1a, whose product is annotated as obscurin like cytoskeletal adaptor 1a. The record is from RefSeq and is a predicted model, not a curated record. The transcript is spliced from 25 exons. Lineage: Eukaryota; Metazoa; Chordata; Actinopteri; Perciformes; Gasterosteidae. Gene Ontology annotation, molecular function: protein binding. Bases 438 to 7043 code for a protein of 2201 amino acids.
AGCAGCUGCGAAAGCAUUUAACGCCCCCUCCUCCCAUUCCAAAGGUCUCUCUCUCGCAGUCUUUAGCUGUUGGACAAUGACAGUAUCAGGGCUGACACAUGAAGCGAGCAGUCGGCUCAAACGUCAUUUCCUUCACUGCCACAUGCGACCUCGCGCCGAACCAAGAGGACACAACCAAGAGCUGACACCUGUGACUACGGGCCGCCAGGUGUGAACGGUUCCUCACUUACUACGGCUCUCAACCAGAAUCUAGAAACAACAAACCAGAGGGACGCAGAAAAAGAGCUGAGGAGACUCACAUUCUAGAAGAAGAAGGGGCGUGUCAAUGAACGCUUUGGGGAACCUAAAGACAGCUCAUACAGCGCUGCUCCACCAGAGAGAAGAGGGUCUAAAAAAUUAAAUCCUUCAUUCAAACCACAGAGAAGGUAAACUUCACCAUGGAUAUUUUUGGAGGUGCUCCUCGUGUUUUGGGCUACCCCCGCCCUGUGGUAGCACAUAGCGGCUCAGACGCCACACUCAGGUGUCAGAUUGGUGGGGACCCUCGUCCCGAUGUGAUCUGGGAGCGUAAAAACACCAGGGUCGUGUCUGAUGAACACCACAAGCUCUCUGAGGAUGGAAACGCGUACCUGCUGACCAUCACAGGAGUAACUCUGCAGGAUGCAGGCCAGUAUAUCUGCAAGGCCAAAAAUAGCAUAGGUGAAACCUAUGCAGCAGCCUGCCUCAAAGUGGAAGGAGAGGCCCAGCCACAGGAUGGGGGGCAACUGCAAUUAGGAGUCAAUGGUAUGCAGCAACCAAUAAGAGCCAAUAGAGUAUUUGAAGGACACCAGAAUGGCUACUCUACAGCGAAACAUGGUGAACACAGGGAUGAAAAUGGAGAGGCGCUACACGGAGAAAAGCGAGAGGACGAGGAUAGACCCCGAUUCCUCAUCAAGCCCAUCUCUUUGCGCGUGGAUCGGGGAGAAGACGCCGCCUUCUCCUGCAAAAUGUGGGGCAGUCCUCUGCCCGACAUGACGUGGGAGAAAGACGGGAAGAGGCUCAGUGAAAUCUUCGAGAGUGCACACUUCAGCGUGAGCAGUCAAGAUGGCGGCUGGUUCCAGCUCAAGAUCUACAGGACGCGCAUGCCAGACAAAGGCGUCUACACCUGCAGGGCCGCCAACUGCCAUGGCGAGGCCUUGGCAGGAGCCGUGCUGCUGGUGGAGCCGGUGCCGGAACGAGAGGAAGGUAAAAUGUCCUCCAAUGGUCAGGCUCACAGCCAGUGGUCGCCCAAGCACAGGGGCGGGAGGCUCAGUCUGUCGAGGGUUAUCGAGGAGCCGCCCGUCAGAGCGUCUAAAGCCAAGAAGUUUGCCGUGGCGGAGGGGAAACACGCCAAGUUCCGCUGUUUUGUGACAGGGAAGCCCAAGCCAGAGAUCAUUUGGAAGAAAGACGGGGUUCCCUUAGAACCCGGGAGACGCCACCUGAUAUUUGAGGACAGAGAAGGCUACUAUACACUGAAGGUUCUGUACUGUAAGGUGCAGGAUACGGGACUGUAUGUGUGUGCGGCAUCAAACGCUCUCGGAAACACCCUCAGUGCCGUUCACCUGUCCGUCAAAGGCCCAGCGGUGCACUUCAGGCGCCCGUUGCAGGAUGCAGAGGUGAGGGAGCGGGACGUCGCCGUGCUGGAGUGUGAAGUACCCGAUGAGUCGCUCCCGUCCGCCUGGUACCUGGAGGACCAGCGGCUGAUGCCGAGCAGUAAAUACGGGAUGGAGCAGAAAGGCGCCACGCGAAGACUGACCAUCCACGAUGUGGGGACGGACGACGAUGGAGUGUACCUCUGCGAGAUGCCAGACGGAGCGAAGAGCAUCGCAGAGCUGUCUGUUAAAGGCACUAUUGUUCGAAAACUUCCCCGGAAGCUGGAGGUCCUGGAGGGGGAGAACGCUGUGUUCUGUGUGGAGGUGGAGAACGAAGACAUGGAGAUCCACUGGUUUAAAGAUGGUUUGAAGCUCCACGAGACUCAUCAGACUAUCCUCAAGUCUUUUGGCAAAACUCACAUUCUGGUUUUCGUCAGCGUGGCCUAUCAGGACUCGGGGGUGGUGACCUUUGUCGCAGGAAGAUCCAAGACCUCAUCGCGUCUCAAGGUCAAAGCUGCAAGACACUCCCCUCCCAUCUGCCCCGUGGGAGUUAACAUGGACGUGGAGCGACCCAACAGCACCCUGCUCACUUGGGUUGCUGCCCCCAAUAGCCAGACCUCCACCCGGUCCAUGUUUGUUGUGGAGAGACAGGAAGUGGGCUCCCCAGAGUGGCACAAGUGCUUCACCUCAGAGAGCGCCGCCUCAGCCGAGAUCACCGGUGACAGCGUGCCGUCCGAAGGCGACUACCGGUUCCGUGUGUGUUGCAUCAACAAGUACGGCCGAAGCGGCCACGUGGAGUUCCCCAAAGCUGUCCAUCUGGCUCCUGGACCAAAGAUCUGCAGCGGGCUCAAAGGCUGCGAGGUUGUGGAGGGAAAAGACGCUCCCUUUUCCAUCGAAUUGUCCGCCCCAAUGGUCGGAACCUGGUUUCUGAACAGCUCUCAACUGCAGCAUGGCGGACGAUACUCAAUACAACAGUCUGGAACACGACACUCCCUGGUCAUCCGGGAAGCCAGCGCCACAGAGGACACUGCGGAGGUCACGUUCAUAGCCAAUGGAGUCAGGGAUUCAGCUGUGCUCACGGUUAAACCUGCCGUGAUGAAAUUCAGUCCCCUGUCUGACUCAGACAGCAACAAGAGGGUGGACAUGAGUGACCCCAUUGUUCUCUACUGCGAAGUCUCCCAUCCCUUCGCUCAAGUAACUUGGUUCAAAGAUGGCAAGGAGCUGCAGGUGAUCGACGGACUCAACAUCCAAUCGGAUGGGAACAUGAGGAGGAUUGUGAUUCAGUCAGCUGAUGCAUCUCACUCUGGAGUUUAUUCAUGUGAAACUGCAGGAGAUGUCAUCAAAUUCAACGUGGAUGUUGCAGGUCCCCCGGUGGAGUUCAGGCUGCUUCCUGAGGAGGAGCUUCAUAAGAGCAGCAUGGAGCUGGACCCCGUGGUGCUGCUCUGCCAUGUCUCCUCAGACGAGGCCGAGGUCGUGUGGUAUAAGGACGGCUGUGAGAUCCAGCCCACGGACAACAUCACGCUGCAGGCAGAGGGGAGCAUGAGGAGGCUGAUCAUCCGCUCUGCAGAGACCUGGGAUGCUGGCAGCUAUACCUGCAAGGCAGGAAACAGUAGCAUGGAGUUCACAGUCAAUGUCAGAGAGCCUCCAGUGAUGAUCGUGGAACCUAAGGACGAUAUUGUGCUGGAGAGCUUGAUCUCAGAGGAGAUCCAGCUGCAGUGCGAGUUGUCUCGCUCCAGUGGGAAGGUGCGGUGGUUCAAGGACGGCCAGGAGGUGGAGGGAGGCGACAACAUCCAGCUGGUGUGUGAGGGUCCUUACAGGAGGCUGACCAUCCUCAGCGGCUCAGUGGAGGACGGUGGAGAGUAUGUCUGCGAAACAGAUGGAGACUCCGUCUUCUUCCAGCUCAGCGUCAAGGAGCCGCUGGUGAGAAUCAUUUCCCCCAUCGAGUCAGAGCUGGAACUGACUCAUCCGGUCACUGAGAGGCUGGAGCUCAGCUGUGAGAUCUCCCUGGCGGACGCCCCGGUCCGGUGGUAUAAAGACGGCCUGGAGGUAGAGGAGGGUCAGAACUUGUUCCUGGAGGUGGAUGGAGCCCGACGUCGACUGGUUAUUCCCAUGAGCACCAUGGAUGACACAGGGGAGUAUGUAUGCGACACUGAGGAUGACUCUGUGGCCUUCCUGGUCACUAUUGCAGAGCCACCAGUGACGCUUACUCGUCCCAAAAACACACCUGACAAAUUGGAGAGUUUGGCCGGCGAACCGGUAGUGCUGGAGAUCCAGGUGUCCCGGUCAAGCGCUGAAGUUGUGUGGCGACUGAAUGGCAGGGAAGUAGAGGAGAGCAGUAACGUCACCAUCACAAAGGACGGGCUCAUCCAUCGUCUGACGAUUCACUGUCCCAACCCAGAGGAUUCUGGGAAAUACACCUGUGAUGCUGUUGAUGACAAAAUUGAUUUUGAGGUCAAAGUUUCAGAGCCUCCCACAAAGAUCCUGAGAAAGACAGAGAUUAACACAAAUCUUAGAUCCAUGAUUUCUGAUGACAUCGUGCUGGAAUGUGAGCUUUCCCGGGCCAACGGCGUCACCAAAUGGUACAAAGAUAACUGUCGCCUUGAGGGCAAUGAAAGGUUCUGCGAAGAGGAAGAAGGUGCUUUUCGCUCACUCGUUAUCCUCAACGCUGAUCUCGGAGACUCUGGAGAAUACUUCCUGGAUGCCGGAGAUGACAACAUCACCUUCCAUGUUACAGUGCAAGAGCCCCCAGUGACAAUUGUGGGCAACUCAAACGACUCUGACAACCAGGAGAUGGUGGAAGGGGAAGACCUGAUCCUGGCCUGUGAAGUGUCCCGUGCCAACGCCCCAGUCCAGUGGUACUGCAACGACAGGCUGCUGACCAGCGACUCCCGGACCAACAUCGAGAGCUACGGCACCCUGAGGAAAAUUAUAAUCUCAAAUGUCCAGGCAUCCGAUUCUGGGAAGUAUGUGUGUGAUGCUGUGGACGAUAAGAUGAUAAGCGCCGUCAGGAUUCAAGAGCCUGCAGUUAAGUUUGUGAACAAGGAGGACGACGUCGUCGUGACGGGUUACGAAGCGGAGGGCGUGACCCUGACGAGCUACGUGUCAAAGGAAAGCGCUCAAGUGCGUUGGAUGAAAAACUGGACGCCCGUGGAAGGCGAACGUACCCGAGCUCUCACAGAGGGGCACAAACGCACCCUUACCAUUGAGCCUUUGAGGCGCUCUGAUGCCGGCGAGUACACCUGCGAUGCCAGCACGGACCAGGUCCACUUCAGCCUGCUGGUGAAAGAAAUGAGAAUCAAGUUUGUGAGGCCACUCCAAGACACGGUGGCGCAUGCCGACGGUAUGGUGACCCUUCGCUGUGAGGUGUGCAAGCCUAAAGCAGACGUCCAGUGGCUGAGGAACGGCGUGGAGGUGGUUCCAAGCAGGAGGUUCACCAUUCGGGCCGACGGUGUGGAGCGGAGCUUGACCCUCCACCGGUUAACCAGAGAGGAUGCUGGGGAGUACACCUGUGAGUCCAGAGAUCACCGGACCGUGGCGACACUGAGAGUAGAGAUGCCUCGGGUGGUGGAGUUCCUCACAGAGCUCCACAACACCACUGUGCUUGAAGGAGAAGAUGCCACCUUCAAGUGUGUGGUUUCCCCUGAGGAUGUCCAGCUGGCUUGGCUCAUGGACAACGAAGCCAUCCCCCUUGGAGAUCGUUUCCAGGCAAACCAGAACGGCCUGUGCCACACUUUGGUUGUUAAGAAAUGCCAGAUGUUGGAUUGUUCGAAGAUUACAGCGGAGGCCGAGGGACAGAUGAGCAAAGCCAGCCUCAGAGUUCAGGAGGCUCAGGUCAUGUUUACAAAGAAAAUGGAGGCUGUCAUGGCGGAAGAGUUUGGUGACGCCACCCUGGAGACAGAGAUCAGCCUUGAGAUUGGAGAGGUCCAGUGGAUGAGGCAAGGCGUGGUCAUCCAGCCCGGUCCCCGACACACGCUGGCCCAGAGCGGCUGUAAGCGUAGCCUGGUCAUCCAAAACCUCAAUCUGUCAGACCGAGGAACCUAUCGCUGCGAGACCCUGCAUGACCGGACGCAGGUCAAACUCAAUGUAGAACCUCGUAAAAUCUCCAUCCGUAAAGGCCUAACGGAUCAAGAAACCGUUGAGCGAGAGACCGCCUCCUUCGAGGUGGAGCUCUCGCACACAGAUGUGGAGGGAAUCUGGCAGAAGGACGGCAUCCGCGUGAAACCCAACAACCAGUGGCGAGUGAGCACCAACGGGCUCGUCCACGGCCUCACACUGUCCAACCUCACUCUGGAGGACACGGGCACCAUCGUCUUCUCAGCUGAGGGGGUGCGCACCGCCGCCAGGCUCACCGUCAAAGAGACUCCGGUGUCUUUCCUGAAGACGCUAGUUGACGUCCGGGUGGAAGAGGAACUCCCGGCCACUUUGGAGUGUGAAUUCUCCAGACAAAACGUCGAAGUCAAGUGGUACAAGAACGGGGCGGAGCUGAAGCCGGGGAACAAUUGUCGGAUCUACUCUAUGGGCCGCAAGCGGUUCUGUCAGAUCAUGUUGUGCUCCCGGUCCGACUCCGGCACCUACACAUGUGACACAGGGGACAUCAACACUUGUUGUUCACUCGAGGUGUACGAGCAUACGUUGGAGAUAGUGCAUGACCUGGAGGACCUUUACAUUAAGGAGGACCAGAACGCGGUCUUCAUGUGUGAGGUUUCCUUGGAGAAUGUUGCUGGCGAGUGGUACAAAGAUGGCCACAAGAUCCGGCCCACUAGCAGCAUCAAGAUCCGCACCGAAGGGACCAAACACUUCCUACUGAUGUGCAACGUCACUGCCGAGGAUGCUGGGGAAAUCUGCUUUAUAGCUAAGGAUAUUAAAUCCACGGCUUCCUUAGAAGUAGAAGAACUUCCCGUUUGCAUUGUAAAACCGCUGCGAGAUCGAACGGCCUUGGAGAAACACCGCGUGAUCUUGGAAUGCACAGUUUCCAUGCCUCGCUCCAGCGCUGUCUGGUACAAGGGCAGCGAGGAGCUGGUUCCCUCGGAUCGAGUGGAGAUCCUGGCCGACGGAUGCUCACACAAACUGGUUAUCCAGCAGGUGGCUGUGGAGGAUGAGGGCACCUACAGCGUUGAGGUUGGGGAGCACACAUCCAAAGCCAAACUGAUGGUGGAAGCCCAAGCACUCGUCAUGGUCACAGAGCUCGAGGAUGUGGAGGUAACGGAGCCUGAGCCGGCAUCCUUCCAGUGUGAGGUGUCCGUCGCCAUUAACAAGCCGCCCCUCUGGACUCUGAACGGAGAGACCCUUCAACACGGCCCCUCGGUCCGCGUGGAAGACCACGGAAGGGUCCACAAACUCACCCUGAAACAAACCAGCGUGGACAUGAGCGGUGUGGUGAAGUUUACCAUGGGCAAGGCCAAGAGCAAUGCCACGCUCAGUGUAACAGAAACUUAGGGGAAGAGAUAGAAAUGCAAGUGAGUCUGAGACAAAACGAAACUGACAGUAAAAAUGGGACUUUCCCAUCUCAGCCAAACAUUUCUACAUUGAUUUGUCAUGUUUGGAUAACCUACAUUUUCCUGUCCCGGAUUUUACUUCAAAUUGAGGUUAUUUAGCGACAAUAUGUUACUUCAGUCAGGUUGUUCUUUUUUUUUACUGUGUCGUAUAUAUUUAUUCGCCUGAUUUCCGAUUGACUUUAAAUACAUUCUUGUAUUCUGAUGAAAUUUUC